Messenger RNA from Paramecium sonneborni, 1310 nucleotides. NCBI's taxonomy places the organism in Eukaryota, Ciliophora, Oligohymenophorea, Peniculida, Parameciidae. The record is from the annotation of a GenBank genome assembly.
AUGAAUAUAAAUUAAUUAGACAUUUCUUUCAAUAUAUUAGAAGAAAACGAUGACUUAAAAAUUAUUUAAUAUUAGGUUCAUUUAAAUGGAAAUAUUUAUAAGUUAGAUGACAUAGUAUUUGCCAAUAAUUUUGGUUAAAUAAAGAAUUAUUCUGAAAAUUUAUCUUAGAAAGAAUUUUUAGCCUUUAUUGUAAAUCGAAGCAAAAUUAUUCCAAUAAACCUUUUUAAAAUAUGUGUAUCAAAUCUAAUAAUAAAUAAUGAAAAAUAUAAUUGCUUUAAAAUUAUUGAUGAACAAUAGCAAAAAUUACAUGAUUUAAUAUUAAAAGCAAAUUAAGAAUCCAUUUAAGAAUGUUACUAGAUAUUGAAUGUAUUUUAGUCUUAACUACAAAAAAUCGUAUAUUUACAUCAAAUAGUGAUGGUUGAUACUUUUACAAAAGUAGAAUAAAGAAUUCAAUUUUUAUAAGAUUGUAUAGACUUUCUAUCAAAAUAUAAGAAUUAAGAGGAAUCUCAUAUAAGCAAAUACAUUAGAGAGAAAAAAUUAUUUGCUUUAAAUGAUCUUUUUAGACUCUAGUCAAGUCUAUUAAGAAAAGAUUUAUGUUAAACAACUCUUUUUUAAUUGCAAUAGUAAUCUGCUUUUCUAGAAAACCUAGAUAUUCAAACGAGAAUAAUCAGAUUAUAAUUAGAUUUUAAUUAGGCAGAGUAUAUUUACUCUUUAAACAAAAAGGUUUAAAUUAAUAUGUAAAAUAUUUCAGGAAUUUUAUAAACUUUAAAACUAGUGGAUAUAUAUGAUAUAAACAAGAAAUUACAUUAAGUACCUGUAAUUCUAUAAAAUGAUUCAGAAGUGAUCUUUUAAAUUAAUGAUUAUUUAAUAAAAAUAAUGUAGAUCCUAUUUGGAAGUUUAUAACUCUAAGAGAAUUCACUAUUAGGAGAAUUGCUUUAGCAAUAUAAACAAUAUUUUACAGCUGUUUGUAAUUUAUAAAUUCGCUAUACUUACCAUAUUUGUUUAAGUCUUACUUUGUAAAAGCAAGAGGCAUUAGAAAAUAGUUUAAAGGCAUUUUAAUUGGCAUUAGAGAUUAAUGACAUAAACGAUAUAAUUGAGAUAUUUAUAAAUACUUAACUUUUAUAUAUAGAAACUGAUUAAGAGAUAGAAGGAUUGAAAUUUAGCUAAUAAUUUAUUAACAAUUUUGGAAGUUCAAGUAUGUUUAAUAUUAUUUUUAAUAUUUAGAAUUGAAACUAAAUCAUAAAGCUGAAUAUAAAUAAAUAUAAGAUAACAUGACUUAUAUGAUGGUGAAGUAAAAACUUAAUGAUUGA